Messenger RNA from Octodon degus (degu), 1367 nucleotides. It is a transcript of the gene Ccdc43, whose product is annotated as coiled-coil domain containing 43. The record is from RefSeq and is a predicted model, not a curated record. Bases 1 to 882 code for a protein of 293 amino acids. The transcript has 7 exons. NCBI's taxonomy places the organism in Eukaryota, Metazoa, Chordata, Mammalia, Rodentia, Octodontidae.
AUGGAGGGCGGGCAACAGCUCCCGGCUGGGCCGGAAGACCGCAAAAGCAGCAAGAGCAAAACGGGAGCUGCGGCGGAGAGGUCCAGCCACGCGCACAUCCGGGGCUUUCCGGGCGCCCCUGGUCCUGCGGGAGCCGCCGCUCUGGGCCCCGCGAGCUUCUCGGUCCCCGGCGGCGCCCUCCGGCCUCCUCCUCAGGAAGAAGCCCGGCUAGUGCGCGCGCGGCUGCUCCGUCUGCCCAGCCUACCACCUCUGAGGCGCGGGCUGCUGACAGCCGCGUCUGUUCGGCUGGAUGAGCGUUUGGAGGCGCUGGGAGUGGACCGAGCCGUGUAUGGCGCCUACAUCCUCGGCGUCCUGCAAGAGGAGGAAGAGGAAGAGAAGCUGGACGCUCUGCGGUGCAUCCUCUGUGCUUUCCUGGAAGAAGACUCCCUCCUUACCAUCUGCAAGGAGAUUGUCGGGCGGUGGUCGGAAUCUCAGAAUGCUGUUCCCAAAGUGAAGAAAGAAGAUGAGGUCCAGGCCAUCGCCACACUGAUUGAGAAGCAGGCACAGAUCGUGGUGAAGCCUCGGGUGGUGACGGAGGAGCAGCGGCAGAGGAAGGCAGCCCUGCUGGCACAGUAUGCGCACGUGACUGACGAGGGGGAUGAACCAGAUGAAAAUGAUGAUUCAGGCGCUGGGAUGAACACCGGUUCUGACAAAUCUCUGUUCCGAAACACCAACUUGGAAGACGUCCUCAGCGCUCGGAGGCUGGAGCGAGACUCACUUCGGGAUGAGUCCCAAAGGAAGAAGGAACAGGACAAGCUACAGAGAGAGAGGGACAGACUAGCCAAGCAGGAGCGCAAGGAAAAGGAGAGGAAACGGACCCAGAGAGGGGAGCGGAAGCGGUAACCUUGGGCUGCACUGCACUCCCGCUGGGGGACCUCAAGCUGUGCUGGGUAUGCCUGCGCGGACUGAGCACCUCAGCGAAAGCCUUCUGCUUUUGUUUAUGGGGUUAAAAGGAAAAUCACAAUCAUUCUAAUUAGGACAGGUGCAUUCAGUGGUCUGGGCAGUCACAUUACAGGUGAUGUUCUCUACCAGGGGCCUGGAAUGGGGCAGCUUUUAUAUUUUAAUACUCAAGUCCCAGGCUUCUUUAGCUCCUUUUAAAAAAGAAACUUUUGGAUGAAGUACAGGAUUCAGGAAGUUGAGUCAGGUUCGUCCUGAAGGAGCGGAACCAGGACCCCACUCACCCGAUUCUUGGUGCACAGCAGCAGGGAGCGCAGGCUGCUCUGGAGGGGACGUUCACCCCAAAUGUAGCAGUUUCCAGCUGAGCUAGAAAGGCUGCUGAAUCCAGAGUUUAUAGGCUAUGUCAGCAAACUAGAAAGGACAAACUAUUU